AUGUUUAUGGCAAGAUCCGAAUAUGAUCGUGGUAUCAACACGUUCUCACCUGAGGGUCGUUUGUUCCAGGUCGAAUACUCACUCGAGGCGAUCAAGCUCGGCUCGACAGCGAUAGGAGUAGCAACAUCGGAGGGCGUAGUGCUAGGCGUAGAGAAGCGGGUGACGUCGACACUCCUUGAGACGUCAUCCGUCGAGAAGAUUGUUGAGAUCGACCGGCAUAUUGGAUGCGCUAUGUCGGGGCUGCAGGCGGAUGCGCGCAGCAUGGUUGAACACGCCCGCGUCGAGUGUCAGUCGCAUGCCUUCAACUACAACGAGAACCUACGUGUCGAGAGCUGCACCCAGGCCAUCUGCGACCUGGCCUUACGCUUCGGCGAGAGUGCUGAUGGAGAGGAGAGUAUCAUGAGUCGUCCAUUUGGUGUCGCUCUGCUCAUCGCGGGCUACGAUGAGGAUGGCCCUCAGCUCUACCACGCUGAGCCGAGUGGCACUUUCUACCGGUACGACGCCAAAGCUAUUGGCUCAGGAAGCGAGGGUGCCCAGGCGGAGCUCCAGAACGAGUAUCAUAAGUCCCUCACAAUUGCAGACGCUGAGAUGCUCGUACUCAAGACCUUGAAGCAAGUAAUGGAGGAAAAGCUAGAUGCCAAGAACGUACAACUGGCAAGUGUCACUAAAGAAAAGGGCUUCAGAAUAUACACGGAUGAGGAGAUGGCUGCGGUUGUUGAGCGGCUACCUGCAAACUAAAAGGACUAGAGAACAGUAAUAUUGUUCUAGGGUCCGGCUAGAAGAGCAUCAGGUUAGUAGAAGGAAGGCAAAUAGAGGUUUCUACUUGCUUAUUGCGGACAAGCCAAGUCAACAUGAAAGCAUUUCUAGACUCAUCUGAUGAUAAGCGUUCACAACCAUGUGUCAUAAACGUACCACGCAGGGGACUCUGCCGCCUGAUUUGCAACGGAACUUGGUAAAACCCAGCCGCUUUUCAUCCCUCGUUCGAAAUGCUGACAGCGUAUCUAAAUAAAACCUACUAUCUACCCAACCUUUCAAUCGGAUCCGGUUUGUGUCGUACUUGAUAGUGAAAUAAAAAAAAAAGAACGUAACGAUAAUCUGAAGGAAACCUCCCUUUUCCCAACUUGAAAGAAAGAAUAAAUCUUUAAAAAAAAUCUUACACCUCAGAGCUCU
This is a messenger RNA of Xylaria bambusicola, 1170 nucleotides long. Its product is annotated as nucleophile aminohydrolase. The transcript has 4 exons. Bases 1 to 738 code for a protein of 245 amino acids. The record is from RefSeq and is a predicted model, not a curated record. Lineage: Eukaryota; Fungi; Ascomycota; Sordariomycetes; Xylariales; Xylariaceae. Gene Ontology annotation, biological process: proteasome-mediated ubiquitin-dependent protein catabolic process. Gene Ontology annotation, cellular component: proteasome core complex; nucleus; proteasome core complex, alpha-subunit complex.